GGGUGAGAGGGGUGCCGAGACAGACGACUCAACGAACAAGCGCUUUAUUCUGCCAAAACUUUAGAAUCUUUUCGUUUUGGUGGGAUAAUCUUAUUUUUGCACCAAACUACGCCUGGAAGUUGCAUUACAACGUGGGACCGAUAGUAAACCAAACUGAAGUUAUUUCGAGGAUAUUUUGACAGACAAACAUGUAGCCUAUCAAGCUAACAAACACAGCUAACUCGAAAACAGCUCUGAACUGUCAAUUUACAACCAGUUGUGAACAAAAUCCGAUGUCCUGAGUACUUGUAGAAUUGUUUCCAAUAGUUCUCCAGGCGAACACUUUCAGGGUUUUUUUUAAUGUGAAGUGUUUGUUAAGUUUUAUUAUUUCCGUUUGUUGAAAUAGCGUUGCUGAAUACUUUACAAACUUGAAACUUGGAAGUAACGUGUCAAUCAUGUCAGCAUCAUCUGCGAGUUCGAGUCAUUACCAGCAGCAACAGCGGGGUAACGUCAAAGGGAGCAGCGACGGGUCCCCCACCUCCUCCGCGUCGACCCCCGGUGGCGGCUACAAUAACAACAACAGCAGCAGCAACAGCAUCACCAGCCGGCUGCAGCCCAUUCGCGCCACGGUGCCCUUCCAGUUACUGCGUGGAAAUCAGCAGAGCCCAACCCGCUCUCCUUCCUCCGUGUCAGUCGGGAGUCUCAUAGGACCGACGUCUCCCGGCUGCUCAAGUCCUACCAGCCCGACGCUGCUGCUCGCCAACCCGGCUGGUAACGGCUCGGUGGACGGCCGGCUGUUCGCCCGACAGAGACCUUCCCCGCCGGACAACUGGGGCUCGCCAGAGCGGUGUCCGAAUUCGCCGGUCUUCAGAGGUGAGCGCUGUAAGCCGGUGCAGGUGGUGCAGGUGGUGCGCGCUGCGGGGCCGAUCAGACGCACGUCAUCACUGGGCGCCAUCACCGGCCCCUACACGUCAUCACUGGGCGCCAUCACCGGCCCCUACCUCAGCGGUCACUGGCCCCGAGACCCCCUCACAUGCUACCCCUCCUGCAUGAAGGACAAGUCCACGCAGACCCCUGGAUGUUGGAGUGAAGAAGAAACAGAGAACAGGAGCACACACCAGCGCUCCGCGUCGUGGGGCAGUUCUGACCAGCUCAAAGAGAUCGCUAAGCUCCGGCAGCAGCUGCAGCGCAGUAAGCAGGCGGCUCGUAAGGAGGGAAAGGAGUGUGUGUGUGUGUGUGUGUCGCCGCUGUCCAUCCCACAACAACACUCGACCCCGUCGCCCAGCAACACACCCAGCGGACAGCCCAGCACUGCCAACAUGGCCAGCCAGGCAACGUCCCCCAUGUCGUCCAAGUCCCAGAUGUCUCUGUCCAGCAUCACGGUGCCCAAGCCGUCCAUCUCCAGAGUGCCCAGCAGUAUGGAGGGCAUCAACCACGAGCUGGAGAAGGUGUUCAUAAGAGAAGGCGCCGAGAAGGAGGAGCUCAAGGCGCUGGAGGUGCCUGACGGCCGGCGUGCUCCGUUCCCCCCCCAGCAGCGCAGCGGCAGCAGCAGGAGUGUGGACACGCAGACGCCGUGUGCCCCCGGCCGCUCCUCCAGCUGCUCCUCCCUCUCCCCCUGCCCCUCCCCCGCCUGCCCCCCCUCCGCCAGCUCGCACGGAGGCAGCCCCUACGCCGAGGACCUGCUGGACGAGCGGGACAAAGUAGAUAGCGGCAGCAGCUCCCCGCUGCCCAAGUUCGCCUCGUCCCCCAAACCCAACAACAGCUACAUGUUCAAGAGGGAGCCGCCCGAGGGCUGCGAGAAGAUCAAGGUGUUCGAGGAGAGCUCCAGAUGUGCGGGUGCAGCUGCGGUGCCGCUGUUCUCGUGUCCAGACAAGAACAAGGUCAACUUCAUCCCCACAGGCUCCGCCUUCUGCCCCGUGAGGCUGCCCAGCGAGCGCCGCGAGCGUGACGAGGGGGAGGAGCCAGAGCAGGAAGAGGCGGGGCCGAGCUCGGCGUUCAUGGUGCCGGGCCACGCCUAUCGCCACGCCCCCAGUCAGGUCUCCGCCUCCACCAGCACAGAGGACGCGACGCUGGACUCCGUCGCCCCCGACGACCCUGAUGCCGCCGCCCCCUCGUCGCCACAGCAACAGCACAGCCUGGCCAUCAGCUAGACCGCCCCACGCUCAGAGCUGGCCUCUGGCGUCCCACCGCCUCACACACACACACACACACACACACACACACACACACACACACACACACACACACACACACACACAGCGCUACUCCGCCACACCAACACCUGUCUGUCCAACUGAGCGUCCUUCUUUCUGCAUGGCAACAGCAUAGCAACAACGUCCUGAACAAACCAUCACCAUCAACGAUGGGACAAACAGACAAUCUCACACACACACACACACUCCCUCUAAGACUCUUAUUACACCUUUGCGUUGCAAGCGUAAUUUAUAAGCACUGUUGUUAGCAGGGACGAGCGAAGAGUGUGUGUGUGUGUGUGUGUGUUUAUGUAUGCAGUAAAAGCAAAACGUCUGUGUGCGUGUGUGUGUGUGUGUGUGUGUGUGUGUCCAUGUGCAGUAAUACGAUGCUUUGCGCAAGACAAGGCUGGAUGCUGGUUAGUGGUUAGUGUGGACUGAAGAUAUGCAACACACACCAACUCACUCCCGUUUGUUUGGUGUGUUUGUUUUUGUUUACUGACAGGAGCUCUCUCUGCUGCCCCCCCUCACACACACACACACACAGCCUCCAGGCUUACAACACACACACACACACACACUCAGGCACACACACACAGCCUCCAGGCUUACAUCAACACACACAGACACACACACGCACCCUCCAGGCUUACAACACACACAUAGACACACACACACACACACACACACACACACACACACACACACACACACACACACACACACACACACACACACACACACACACACACACACAGCCUCCAGGCUUACAUCAACACCAAAGCCAGCUUGUGACAUCAUCAGCUUCUAAUUUGAAUUUGACCAAUCACAGUUGCCCAAUUCAACAGACACUGCUGUCGGAAGGGAAGUGUGUGAGUGAGAGAGAGGGAGAGUGUGUGUCCUUAACUUACAGCUCUGGUGUGAGCUUGCGCAAAGUGGAGUAUUGUUUCUGUGUAGAGUGGAUGAGCUGGCCUGUGUGUGUGUGUGUGUGUGUGUGUGUGUGUGUGUGUGUGUGUGUGUAGCGGUGGAGUGGGGCAUGCUUCAGACUAUGGUAGUAUGUUUAAGAUUCAACUGUUCGGUGUCGUGCUCCGUUCUGCAUCCCCAGUAUGCAUAAGCGCCCGAUAUCUCCGUCAAUAUGAGCAUCAUUUUAACCAUAUAGAACCUAUACGUUCCACACAGAUAAAAGAUGCAAAGCUUGUGUGAACUGAACCUGUGUAUUGCUGUGCUCUGUGUGGAGGGAACAAAGGCUGUACUUUUUUAAGAUUAUGUUUACAAUCUAUCCAGGUUGCGUUUGUAAAGACUUCUUUAAAAAGAGAAAAACAUUUAUUGUACAAAAAGACACACAAACGUGUAAAAAUAUGAUUAAAAAAAAGUUAGGCUCAGAAACACAUAUAUAUACAAAUCUGCAUUUCUAUCAAAUUGGCCGUGAUGCGUUGCACAGCCAAACCGUGGCCACCUGUAUCACCAGUGUAAGAUCCAACCCCACACACACACACACACACACACACACACACACACACACACACACACACACACACACACACACCCACACACACCCACCAGUGCACUGCUGGGGGGUGUAAACUCAGGUAAUUUGAAAUGUAUCGGUCCUAUACCAGAUGGCUCAAAUAUCUGCAGCUUCUUUGCUCAACGGAACUAUAAGCUCCUGCUCCUCUCCUGCGAUGGUACUCUCCCCUCACUUGCUCUUACUCUUAUAUUUAUUUUAUGUCUUAUUCUCACUUCUAGACUUUUCUCAUGACAUUCCCUGUGAGGAUAGUGGAGUGUGUGUGUGUGUGUGUGUGUGUGUGUGUGUGAUGGUAUGCAUGUUUACGCAUGUGUGUGUGUCAUAGUUCAAAUAUUGAAGUGUAAGUCCGUUACUACUUCAUACAAACGUCACACUCCACCCACACUGUUGAUUGACACGCAUAAUCUAAUUUAAAACUCCUCCCAUUCCCAACUGACUUCGCCCUCCAUCAUUACAGCCAAGGCAGCCAGUACACACACACACACACACACACACACACACCAUCACCACAGAGCAGCUCCACCCUGUCUAUUCCAGUCAUAUGAGCAACAAGCUGAGCCCCAGACCAAAGUAUGAACACACACACACACACACACACACACACACACACAGACCAAGGCUAGAGGAACAGCGCAGUCUUAAUUCAUGUUUUCAAAACUCCUGCACCUUAUUGAAAAGAAAGAAGAAGCAAAACAGUGAAGGACAUGAGUGAGCGCUGUUUAACCGCAAUAAUACACAGAGAGAGAGGGCACAGCGGGCACACAGCGGGCACACAGCGAGCAGAGUGGCAUUGCAUAAGGCAGAGAAGGCAGAGUGGCAUAGCGUAAGGCAGAGAAGGCAGAGUGGCAUAGCGUAAGGCAGAGAAGGCAGAGUGGCAUAGCGUAAGGCAGAGAAGGCCAGAUGAUAGCCGUAACUGGGCCAGAUGAUAGCUGUAACUGGGCCAGACAGACCAGGGCCAGGUGAUAGCCGUAACUGGGCCGCAUCAGAGCCAGACCAGGGCCAGAUGAUAGCCGUAACUGGGCCGCAUCAGAGCGUGACCAGGGCCAGAUGAUAGCCGUAACUGGGCCGCAUCAGAGCCAGACCAGGGCCAGAUGAUAGCCGUAACUGGGCCGCAUCAGAGCCAGACCAGGGCCAGAUGAUAGCCGUAACUGGGCCGCAUCAGAGCGUGACCAGGGCCAGGUGAUAGCCGUAACUGGGCCGCAUCAGAGCCAGACCAGGGCCAGAUGAUAGCCGUAACUGGGCCGCAUCAGAGCGUGACCAGGGCCAGGUGAUAGCCGUAACUGGGCCGCAUCAGAGCCAGGUGAUAGCCGUAACUGGGCCAGACCAGGGCCAGAUGAUAGCCGUAACUGGGCCGCAUCAGAGCCAGACCAGGGCCAGAUGAUAGCCGUAACUGGGCCGCAUCAGAGCGUGACCAGGGCCAGGUGAUAGCCGUAACUGGGCCGCAUCAGAGCCAGACCAGGGCCAGAUGAUAGCCGUAACUGGGCCACAUCAGGGCCAGAUGAUAGCCGUAACUGGGCCGGAUCAGAGCCAGAUGAUAGCCGUAACUGGGCCGGAUCAGUGCCAGAUGAUAGCCGUAACUGGGCCGCAUCAGGGCCACGUGUGUGCCGGUCCUGCCCGGCGUCUCGCUGGAGUUUGGAUCUUAAAGCCAUGAACCCAAAACCAGCCAUGUCCUGCUAGCCAGUAGAUGAUAUCCUGUGUAUAGGGCCGUCUCACACACACACACACACACACACACACACACACACACACACACACACACACACACACACACACACACACACACACACAGACAGAGGCAAUAAAUAUGACGUUGUGACCACUGAGUGUUUGUGGAUGUGUGCGGGUCUGAGACAGAUAGAGAGAAAGAAAGUGUGUGUGUGUGUGUGUUUGUUUAUGACACUGACUGUUCUGAUACACUUUCCAUAGGAGUCACAAAGUCCAGUUGUGUGUGUGUGUGUGUGUGGGUGAACAAAUGUAAACACAAAGCCCAGUAGAGCAGGCUAAACCAUAUUGAACACUCUCUACAGGAAAUGACAUCACCAUCCUGACCUGACUCCUUUAGAGGGUCUGGCCUCUGGUGAUAUCAGCCUCCAGGUCCACUCACUCAGCCCCUGAACACACACACACACACACACACACACACACAGAGCUGUGAGAGUGGUGAGUGUGUGUGUGUGUGUGUGUGUGUGUGUGUGCCCCUCCCAGCCUCGGUGAGCCCCCUCGUGUGUGUACAUGCUGUAGGUCCUCUGGUGGGUCUGGUCACUGUGUUUGCUAAAGACAUUCAAUAGCGCACUCGAUAACGCACUCUUUCUCUCUCUCUCUCUGUCUCUCUCUUUCUCUCUCUUUCUCUCUCUUUCUCUCGGUCUGCGUCUGUUCUGGAUGUAGGCUGAGGGUCGGCCACUUGUUUGGUAUUUUUCAAACAUAGAGAUCUCUUGUGUCUUAUUUAAAUAAAGUUAUUAGCAGAA
Sardina pilchardus (European sardine) is the source of this 6158-nucleotide messenger RNA. RefSeq names its product glucocorticoid induced 1a (gene glcci1a). Gene Ontology annotation, biological process: podocyte development. The coding region runs from base 435 to 2129 and encodes 564 amino acids. NCBI's taxonomy places the organism in Eukaryota, Metazoa, Chordata, Actinopteri, Clupeiformes, Clupeidae. Gene Ontology annotation, cellular component: cytoplasm. The transcript has 8 exons. The record is from RefSeq and is a predicted model, not a curated record.